Lycium ferocissimum is the source of this 2475-nucleotide messenger RNA. RefSeq lists its product as uncharacterized. The coding region runs from base 316 to 2205 and encodes 629 amino acids. The transcript has 5 exons. The record is from RefSeq and is a predicted model, not a curated record. Lineage: Eukaryota; Viridiplantae; Streptophyta; Magnoliopsida; Solanales; Solanaceae.
UUCCUCAUUUACGGAGAUGCACUCUACUCUGUUAUCUGCGCCCAUUUCCCCCUCUCUCUUCUUUCUUCUGUACCAUUUCUGCAACUCUGUCAGCUAUUAACCACAUCCUCAUUCGACACGUGUCCCUUUAGCGAUUUUGAGAUCCGCUUAAACUCACUCUUCCCCAUAUCCCACUCACUUUCUCUCAAAUCUUGCAGCUCUUCCCAUUUGUUACCAAGUUUCCUCAUUUUGCCCUGCCAUGUUUGAUAAAACUUUUUUGUACUAUGUGUUUCAGUUUUUAAACUUCCUUCAACUAGUUCCUCAUUGAAAAUAAUAAUGGCGUCUCUCACGCCUGGUAUUUUACUUAAACUCUUGCAACAUCUCGAUGAUAAAGACACUAAAGUCGCUGGUGAACAUCGCUCUGCUCUUCUUCAGGUGAUUAGUAUAGUUCCAUCACUAGAUGAUGAUCCAUGGAAAAGCAGGGGAUUUUAUCUAAGGGUAUCAGAUUCUCAGCAUUCAGCUUACGUUUCUGUAUCUGAACAAGAUGUUGACUUGAUACUCAGUGACAACAUUCAACUCGGUCAGUUCAUUCACGUGACCCGGCUCGACUCCGGUUCACCUGUUCCGGUUCUUCGUGGUGUCAAACCGGUUCCCAAGAGGCGACCAUGUGUUGGUGAUCCUAAAGAUUUGAUUUCAAGUGAUUUUCUCACUGCCAGAACCCGACCCGACCCGAAAAGGGGGAAGAAGAAUGGUGAAGUGAAACGGGUCGAGACAGGUCGACCCAAAGUGAACAGAGUGAUGGUGGUGAGUGAGGAUGUAAAAUCAAGAAGACAGUCUAUUGGAAAUGGGAAAGUGGAUGGGUUAGAGAUGAGGAGAUUGAGUUUGGAUUCGGUUAGAAGAGGAUGGGAUCGGAGCCCCGGUGAGAAAAAUGGGUCUGGAGCAGCUACACCUAGGUCCAAAUACAAAAGCGGGUUAUUGGGUUCGGAUCCUAUUCCUUCUGUGAAGAAGCCUUCUUUAGACAAAGUUUCAACACCAAGGCUUUCAACUGCAAGCAUUUCACCGCUUACUAGUAAGAAUAAUAUUGUCUCCCCAAGAUCAGUUGGCAAGCCCACCAGAAAAGAUCUAGAGCUUAUUGUCUCACCAAGAUCAGUUGGCAAGCCCACUAGAAAAGAUCUAGACCUUAUUGCCUCACCAAGAACAGUUAGCAAGCCCACUAGAAAAGAUCUAGAGCUUUCGCAAGAUGAGACUCUUCCGUGCAAUCUGACAAAGGUGGCCCUCAGUUUUAAAAAUUGGUCCGACUCAAGGAUUUCAUGGAGUUCACUUCCAUCAACAGUUCGUGAUCUUGGCAAGGAAGUUACAAGUUAUAGGAAUGUAGCAUUUCUGUCUGCUAUGCAUGCAUUAGAAGAAGCUGCUGCUUCAGAAGGUGUCAUCCAAUGCAUGAGUAUGUUUGCAGAACUAUGUGAAUCGUCGAAGAAUGUACCUGCCGGACAACUCGUUGAGCAAUUUUUGAACCUUCAUCAAAACAUGCAGAAAGCUGCGGACGUUACAAAAUCAUUGGUGACGAGAACUCAUGAAGCAAAAGGCAAUGACAAGUUGUGUCUGCAGAAUCGCUUUCCAGAAAUUUGCCAUAAUCUUACAAAUAAGAAUGCAGCCUCUUGGAUUCAAGCUGCAAUUGAUUCCGAACUUUCCAAUUUCUGUUUGUUCAUCAAGGAAGGCAAGAAGGGAGAUUUGGAUAAUGAGAAAUCUCAUUACGUUAUACUAAAGAACAAUCCAACGAUUAGUGAAGCAGAGAACCAACCGCCUAAAAACAAGCAAAGCCCUAAAACUAACGGGCCAUCUGGUCCUGAUUCUACUGGACGAAGAUCAGUAUCUCAAGCGAAGCAGCAUUUACCAGCCACAAAAAGAACAAAUAUUGGAAGAGAAGAAUGGUCCAAAGGGAGUGGGCUGAAGCAGGCUGCAAAUUUAGCAGAAAAGUUGCUUUCUUCAUCUCGUGCAUGGUUCUUGAACUUCUUAGAAGAUUCGUUGAGCAAGGGAUUUGGGCUGAAUACCGCGGAAGGGAAUUCUGAAAUCGCAAGUCUUCUUGGUCAACUCAAAAGAGUCAAUCAGUGGUUGGAUGACAUGGUUAAGUUGGGAAACAGAGUAGAUGAGAGGGUAGAAGGAUUAAAAAAGAAGUUAUAUAGGUUUUUGCUUGAUCAUGUUGACUCCUCCAUCCUUGGAGGUAAGUAAUCAGCAAUGGUCCUAACCCUUGACUACUAACAGCCUGGAAAUCUGGUUGUAGUUUACUGAUGCAAUUAGAUUAGGUCCUUUCAGGGAACAUAUAACACCGUUCUGUCUCAUCUUUCUGACUGCUGUAGCAUUAACUUAGCAGAGGCUCUAAGAAGUUUAGAGAGUAGAUGUCGCUAGUUUUUCGGUAUUCAAAUGUAUAGAAGAAGUUAGCUUUAUUGCUUCUUCAAACUGUGGAAGAAAACUUAAAUUCGAGAUUCUCAACGUCCAAAA